Messenger RNA from Parnassius mnemosyne (clouded apollo), 2358 nucleotides. Lineage: Eukaryota; Metazoa; Arthropoda; Insecta; Lepidoptera; Papilionidae. The record is from the annotation of a GenBank genome assembly.
AUGGUAGCGGAAUUACGUCAUAAACUACCCCAGGAGGGUACCAGUACCCCUGGAGAAUCCCUCGCUGAGCAUCCACGACUAUGCUAUUCCACUCCUGAGCGUGGGUGCUCAGGCUGCCCCGCGUAUUCUGGGGGGGGCAAAAUUCCGCUCAACACAAAAACUGCUCGGGGCAAACUGAGCAACAAGACCAAGGCGACCCCUGCCACGCUAUCCGUGAAUUUCUGCAACAUCAGGGGACUUCACUCGAACCUAAACGCCGUCCACUACCAUCUUGAGACGGCGAAGCCGGCCUUGCUCUUUCUGACCGAGACGCAGGUGUCCUCUCCGGCUGAUACUUCGUAUCUCUCCUGCCCGGGGUACAAAUUGGAGCACUCUUUUGUGCCUCGGGCUGGAGUUUGCGUGUAUGUCAGAGAGGACAUCUGUUCUCGACGCCUCGGCAGUCUUGAAGGUUCGGACCUGUCCAUCCUUUGGCUACGCGUGGACAGCGACGACCAUCCGCGCGUCUACGCGUGCCUCUAUAGGUCCCAUAGCGGUAAUGCUGAAACAGACCGACUCAUCGACCACGUCCAAAUGGCUGCAGAUUCCUUGCUACAACAGGUCCCAUCCGCAGAGAUCGUGAUCCUUGGCGAUUUUAACGCCCACCACGCCGAAUGGCUCGGUUCACGUUUAACCGAUCAUGCGGGGAGAUCUGUUUAUGACUUUGCCUUGGCAUAUGGUCUGACACAACUGGUUACAUCGCCUACGCGGAUUCCAGAUGUUGAGGAUCAUACACCUUCCCUGUUGGACCUUCUGCUGACCUCUCAUCCGGACGGAUAUCAGGUUUCCGUCGAUGCCCCUCUUGGCUCUUCGGACCAUUGUCUGAUCCGGAGUGUGGUGCCACUCACGCUCCCCUCGCGGUUGCGUUCUGCAGGUUGCCGCCGUGUUUGGCAUUACAGGUCGGCGGAUUGGGACGGAAUGCGGUCUUUCUUUGCUUCCUACCCAUGGGGGCGGAUUUGCUUCUCACCGGAUGAUCCCAGCGCUGUUGCUGACUCUGUCACUGAUGUGGUGCUACAGGGAAUGGAACUAUUUAUUCCAUCAUCUGUGGUACCCAUCGGAGGCAGAUCUCAGCCUUGGUUUGGUCGCUCUUGUAAGACUGCAUUACGCAGUAAGCAGGAGUGUUAUCAAGCCUGGGCUGCGGCUUCGGUGACUCGGGAUGUAAACACCAGCACACUCAAAAAGAAGUAUAACUUCGCCUCCAGGUCCUUCAAAAGAGUUAUUGCCAAGGCAAAGUCAGAGCACAUAGGCAGAAUUGGCGAGAAACUAGUUCGCCUUCCUUCGGGAACCCGUGCAUUCUGGUCUCUCGCCAAGGCUGUCCAAGGGAAUUUCUGUAAGCCAUCACUACCAUCUCUGCACAGGGAGGACGACUCACUGGCCCACGACGCAAAAGAGAAGGCCGACCUUUUAGGCUCCCUUUUUGCGUCCAACUCGACUGUUGAUGACGGGGGGAACACACCGCCGACCAUCCCGCGGUGUGAGUGCUCCAUGCCGGAUGUGCGGUUCUCACAGGGCUCGGUUCGCAGAGCACUCCUCUCCCUUGACAUCCACAAGUCGAGUGGGCCUGACGGAAUCCCCCCAAUUGUGCUGAGGACGUGUGCUCCGGAGUUGGCACCGGUUCUAACGCGUCUUUUCCGGUACUCCUACUCCCUAGGCGUAGUCCCGAAAUCAUGGAAGACAGCUUUUGUCCACCCGAUCCCUAAAAAAGGCGACCGCUCAGACCCGUCCAACUACAGGCCUAUCGCCAUCACCCCCUUGUUCUCCAAAAUAAUGGAAUCCAUUAUUAACUGCCAGCUCAUCCGGUACCUUGAGGAUCACCAGCUGAUUAGUGACCGCCAAUACGGUUUUCGUCGGGGUCGAUCAGCUGGUGAUCUUCUGGUCUACCUGACCCAUAGAUGGGCGGAGGCAGUAGAGUCCAAGGGGGAGGCGUUGGCCGUUAGUCUGGACAUUGCGAAGGCCUUCGAUCGGGUUUGGCACAAAGCGCUUCUUUCGAAGCUCCCUUCCUAUGGGCUUCCCGAGAAAUUAUGCAAUUGGAUCACCAGCUUUCUUGCAGAUCGGAGCAUCAAGGUCGUUGUAGACGGUGCAUGCUCCGACUACAAGCCUAUUAACGCUGGUGUUCCACAAGGCUGCGUGCUAUCACCAACGCUGUUUCUUCUGCAUAUCAAUGAUAUGUUGCAAGCCGGUAGCAUUCAUUGCUAUGCGGAUGACAGCACUGGUGAUGCUCUAUACACCGGCCGUGCCAAUAUUUCUCGGGAAAACGUCACUGAGUACCGGAACAAACUUGUGUCUGAAGUCGAGUCUUUGCUGGACAAAGUCUCGGAUUAG